Molecule: messenger RNA, 732 nt
Organism: Zasmidium cellare ATCC 36951
Lineage: Eukaryota; Fungi; Ascomycota; Dothideomycetes; Mycosphaerellales; Mycosphaerellaceae
Exons: 3
Coding region: 1-732 (243 amino acids)
Source: RefSeq, a predicted model, not a curated record
AUGACGCUGCACCUGAACUUCCCCCACCACCGCCACCACCACGCCAGCAGCAGCAGCAAUGCGACCGAGCAAGCACACGAAGUGCGCGAAGCGCGGAGGUUUUUGAAAGAGCGCGUGCGCAAUGAUUGGGAGUAUCCUACGCUGCCCGCGUGGCGGUCGAGUGGGAGCACGUACAAGUUCGAGGCGCCGGAUAGUGUAGGGACGCAGCUGAGCGAGCGGAGGGUGAAGAAGAAGCGGAAGAGGUUCGUAGCGCUGGAGCGCGAGAUGGAGUGGAAUGACGGGUUGGCGCAUUGGAUGCGGAGGCGGGAUGCGUGCCCAUCUACUACCCCCGACCUCGCCGCCAUCAGCACCACCACCUCAACACCAACAACCACAACGCAAAUAAUCCUCUCCCCCACCGAACUCCUCCUCCCCAUCGCCCCACCCCUCCUCCCCAACCACCCCGUCCGCCGCAAAAUCACCCCCAACAUGUACCCGGAGAUCUACACCAAAAUCAUUCUGCAAUCGCGCACGCCCUCGGUGCCCAUCAACCUCCGGACGUUGGUGCACGCUCUGGUGCAAGGCUGGAAGACGGAUGGCGAGUGGCCGCCGAAAGCCGCGCCGCUGGAGAAGAGUAUUGGGAGGAAGAGGGGCAGUCAUUCGAGUGGGUUGAGGGAGGGGGUCAAGGCUGUUGGGAGGGUUUUGAGGCUUACGGGGACGGGGACGGGGGAGGUGGGGAGGGGGGAGUCGUGA